AUGGGUGCUGCGUUCGACAUUAGAUUGUUGUCUUUUGAAGCAUCUUCUAAAAUCAAAGUCAUUAAGGAGGUAAGGAGUUUCUGCAGUUAUUUGGGUCUUAAGGAAGCUAAGGAACUAGUGGAGAACUCUCCUUGUGUUUUGAAAGUUGGAGUGUCGAAAGAAGAAGCUGAGGAGAUGGUAGAGAAGUUGAAGGCAAUUGGUGCAAAAGCUUUGAGCUUUAUGUGA
This is a messenger RNA of Arabis nemorensis, 225 nucleotides long. The record is from the annotation of a GenBank genome assembly. NCBI's taxonomy places the organism in Eukaryota, Viridiplantae, Streptophyta, Magnoliopsida, Brassicales, Brassicaceae.